AUCCAAAAUGGCGUCCGUCAACCCACUUCUGACUUUGGAACGAAUGUUAAACGGUAAAACAACACUUAAAACACAGAAAGCUACUCAUGGUAAUAUCGUAGAAAUAGGAACAGAUCUUCUCAAUGAAYUGCGUAGGUCAAUGCAGGAAGAUAAGGACAGAGCUAUCCAAGAGGCUCUGGCUGAGGCAGAAGCCAAAGCACUUGCAGAGAGAAUGAGAGCUUUAGAAGAAAUGAGACAAAAAAUGAAUGAAGAACGUGAGCAGGCAUUAGAGGAAGCUCGUCAGAAAGCUGAAAAAGAAAUGGCAGAAAUUAAGUACCGYUGUGAGGUUGCRGAAAAAAAGAGGGCUCGUCUUGCUUAYGAAAAAUACAUGCAAGAAAAGUUGGAUGCUCUGAAAGAAGCUGCAAGAAAAGCMGAGGAAGACAAACAGAAUGCGUUAAGAGAGCUUACUGAGAGUCUGUCGAGAAGGCUUCGCAAUGAGGCAGCACUGCAAAGAGAAAAAGCUGUUGCAGAAGCACUUUCUAUUGCUAGGAAAAACUUUGAACGACGGCUACAAAAUGCAAUAGACGAUACUAAAAGGGAAUGUGAAGCACUUGCAGCAGCAGAGGCCGAGCGCGUUGCAAGAAUACACAAAAGCGAAGUUGAUAGUCUUAACCAAAGAAUCGAUAACCUGAAUAGAACUUUGAACAAUGAAAGAAAGGCGAUGCAACAACUCUUAAACACACACGUCGAUUUAAAAGAAGAUUACAAACGCUUUCAAAACAUAACCAGAGGCUAUCACUCUGAUUUUCUACUCGGGUAACACAUCAAUAUGAAUACAGAGGGGAAGACUGGGCGUAAACUACCGAUAAGUGUUAAUAAUCUCUAAAUUAUAAUCAUAAAGUAGAAAUAAUUGAAAAUAAUCCUAGAAAUAAAUUAUUUUAUUUAGUAUUUCAAA
This is a messenger RNA of Exaiptasia diaphana, 934 nucleotides long. RefSeq names its product eukaryotic translation initiation factor 4 gamma. Lineage: Eukaryota; Metazoa; Cnidaria; Anthozoa; Actiniaria; Aiptasiidae. The transcript has 7 exons. The coding region runs from base 8 to 799 and encodes 263 amino acids. The record is from RefSeq and is a predicted model, not a curated record.